AUGACCUUGGCUCUGGCUACAAUGACUCCGCUGGGUUCGGGGCCUAAACGCGAUCAUACAUCGAGCACAGAGAUUGACAUGAUGACGGAAGCUGAUGCGCUCCAUGCGGCUAUUAAUGGACCCCCACGCAAAAGGAAAAGGACCCGAAAGGUUCAGACAGAUCGCAAGUUUGAAUGCACAUUUGAGGGGUGCGGCAAGAGUUACUCACGAGCGGAGCAUCUGUACCGCCACCAACUGAACCAUACCCCCAAGCAGAUUUAUCGGUGCGACUUUCCUGAUUGUUACCGCUCGUUCGUGCGACAAGACCUAUGUAUCCGUCAUAGAGAACGCCACACCACCCAGGGAUCGCAGCUACAGAAGCGCGAUCACUUUGCGCAGGCUGCAGCAACCAGCAACAACCUGAAAAAGCCGCAAGUCUCUCAAGUCAUGUCACAAGUGGACGCGAACCACGCACCUACACUCAUUCCGCUACCCUCCAAUUAUUCGCCCGUUCAAGCCCCAUCCGAGGGUCAGACAAUGACAGUGCCUGCGAUGAGUGCAUCGAAUCAACACGUACACAUGCCCUCGCCCUCAGGAUCUGUGGGCAUUGGCCAGGGAUUCAAUUAUCAGACUAUGGUGUCCCAUCAUGCAGUGGACCUGUCUGACCCUACGUUUUCCCGAUCGAACAGUUCCAGUAAUCAUACACUCAGCUCCCCCCCAGGACAGUCAAGCACAACAACCUUUAGUCCUCCUGAGAUACAGGCGGUGCCUCAUACGGCGCUCGGUGGUCACUCUGCUGGCAAAUCGUCCCCCAAUUCAGGAGACUUGAGCCACGAAGUGCGAUCUCACCAUUCCUUGGCCGAAACAUCUUCUCUAACACACGAUAUCGAUGGCCCUUCAUUGGCUCAUCCCACAUCCUAUUCAGGCCUACAAAUCCCUGUGGGGGGAUACACAAAUAUAUCGAUGGCUCCAGCGACGUCGGCUUCGACGUCUCUGGACCGCGGAACACUAGAGUCGAUGUCAGAGAUGAUGACAUCCGGCCCGUUUAAUGAGGCCUUCUAUGCAGUGUCUGCUAAGCGCAAGGAUGCGCUGAUGGACGGUGACAUUGACGACGAUGACCAUGUGCUAAGUCUACGCAUGAUGCAGAUGUACAUCGGCUCGUAUUGGUACCAUUUCCACUCUCAGUUGCCCAUUCUACAUCGUCCAACAUUCGAGGCAGACAAAGCGCCUAAUCUUCUUCUGCUCGCAGUGAUGGCUAUUGGCGCAUCCACGCUGGAUAGAAUUCACGGGUCAGAAGUAACCGAGGCAGCAGCGGAGUUGGCGAACUUUAUCGCCUGGCAUCUCCGAACGGAGCUUUUCAUGGAUGCAGACUUUCGUCCACCAGCUAAGCUCUGGAUUUUCCAAGCACUCCUGCUGCUGGAGGUAUAUGAAAAGAUGUACUCCACUCGUGCGCUCCAUGAGCGGGCGCAUAUCCAUCACGACACCACACUUACACUGAUGCGACGGGGCAGCUCAUUGAUUGGCCGCUCUGCAUUAGACUCUCCUGCAAGCUUGCGCGAUGAUCGGCAGGCCCGGUCAGCUUCUGGAUCGACACUGGCCCCAGACUUUGUGGCUGAAGAGUCAUGGACACACUGGAUCAAGGCUGAGGCCACGAGGCGAGUGGCUUUUGCGGCUUUCGUUCUGGACUCUACCCACGCCACUAUGUUCGGGCAUUCGGCUAAGAUGGUUGCUCACGAGCUUCGGUUACCGUUGCCCUGUGAUGAGGCGCUGUGGUCUGCGACUAGCGCCUCUGAGGUAGCUCGAGUGCAAUCGAGCCUGCAUGCCAACGGAGUCAAGCCUGUCAUGUUUUUGGACGGCCUUAAGAAGACGCUUAACGGACAGCGGGUCCGGACAAAUGCUUUUGGACGAACCAUUCUUAUGGCUGGUUUGCUUAGCGUCAGUUGGCACAUGAAUCAACGAGACCUACAGGUGAGCUCACUGGGUGGGCCACCGGCAUUGGGAGGCCGGGACAAAUGGCGGUCAGCACUGUUGCGAGCCUAUGAUAAUUGGCGACGAGACUUUGAUGAAGCGCUGGGCCAGUCACCAUCGGGGCCAUUUCAUGGUGGAUACCGUACCCGACAUCCUCUAGACGACGAUAAUGUUUUUGAGUCGCGCGACGUCCUCCAUGGAUUGGCGCAUAUGGCUUCUCACGUUGAUAUUGUCGACUGUCAAAUCUUCGCUGGAGCUGGUCGGCUCAUGGGACGGUCUAUCACCCCCAGAGACUACAAAGCGGCGCGCGAAAAGAUGGUUGAUCGCUGGGCCACCAAGGCUACAGCCCGCGACGCCACGUUCUAUGCUUUGAAGUUCUUAUCGGAGUGCCUUCUGGAUGAGAAACGAGCACUGAACGAGGAUGGGGAACUGUAUUCGGGUCGAGACGAUUACCUCUUGAACCGGCCCUGGGUGCUGUAUGUUGCGGCUCUAGUGGUCUGGUGCUAUGGAUAUGCACUUGAAGGGCCCUUGAAGACUCCUGUCAAGUUGAGCACCCCUGCUGCACAGCGGCAAGACAUGCAGGAGUUUCUGCGCCGGGUGGGCGGCGUCCGUGAGCCCAGCGACUUGGAAGGGAUGCAAGGAUGCAACCGCUGUCUGGGCUUGUUAUUGAUCCUCCGGGACGGGUUCGCCAACACGCGCUGGGAGUUAUUGGCCGAAGCUGCCAAUCUGCUCACCAGUUGUAUCGACAAGCUGAAUGGAGCAGCUUGCUGA
Messenger RNA from Aspergillus niger, 2718 nucleotides. RefSeq lists its product as uncharacterized. Gene Ontology annotation, cellular component: chromatin. The transcript is spliced from 3 exons. Gene Ontology annotation, molecular function: DNA-binding transcription factor activity, RNA polymerase II-specific; RNA polymerase II cis-regulatory region sequence-specific DNA binding; zinc ion binding. The record is from RefSeq and is a predicted model, not a curated record. Bases 1 to 2718 code for a protein of 905 amino acids. Gene Ontology annotation, biological process: DNA-templated transcription; regulation of transcription by RNA polymerase II. NCBI's taxonomy places the organism in Eukaryota, Fungi, Ascomycota, Eurotiomycetes, Eurotiales, Aspergillaceae.